Messenger RNA from Protobothrops mucrosquamatus (brown spotted pit viper), 1201 nucleotides. It is a transcript of the gene RNF217, whose product is annotated as ring finger protein 217. The record is from RefSeq and is a predicted model, not a curated record. The transcript is spliced from 4 exons. Gene Ontology annotation, cellular component: ubiquitin ligase complex; cytoplasm. Gene Ontology annotation, biological process: protein polyubiquitination; ubiquitin-dependent protein catabolic process; positive regulation of proteasomal ubiquitin-dependent protein catabolic process. NCBI's taxonomy places the organism in Eukaryota, Metazoa, Chordata, Lepidosauria, Squamata, Viperidae. Gene Ontology annotation, molecular function: ubiquitin protein ligase activity; zinc ion binding; ubiquitin conjugating enzyme binding. The annotation marks the transcript as partial.
AUGGGGGAGCGUCUGAGCACGGCCAGCUCCCCGCCGGAGCCAGACGGAGCCGCCCCCCAGCCGCGUCUCUCCGGCACGGAGACUCAACCUCCGCUCCCCACCGUCAGUGGAAGGACACCGAGGCCACAGCAAGAGGACGAUGCUGGACCGCCGCCUGCUGAACCGCAAGGCCAGGAGGCCGGCGACGGUGGCGGGGCUCCCUCGGAGGAGGGUCCACGCUCGGAAGCACCAAGUAGCAACAGCUGCCGGCUUCCUUUGAGGCCCGUCUCCCGGGCGGAGAGCGAGCAGUCCCACGACGGCCCGCCUGCUCCUCCAACUCCAGGAGAGGGCCGACAAGGAGACCCCCCGCCCGCUGUCUCGCCGCCGCCGCCCUCCCAGCCAAGUGUAGUGGGAGCUGGAGGAAAAGGGACCCCUUCCGGAAACGUCGAGGUUGACCUGUACCUUCUGCCCGAAUCUUUCUCCGGGCUGAUCUCCGGCCCCCUCCUGGUGCUCUCUUGCCGCGUCUGUCUGGAGGAGAAGCCCCUGAAGCCGCUGCCGUGUUGCAAGAAGCCGGUCUGCGAAGCGUGCCUCAAGCGCUAUCUCAGCUCGCAAGUACAGGUGGGCCAAGCAGAUAUCCCUUGCCCGAUUACAGAGUGCAGUGAACAUCUGGAUGAAACCACCAUUCUCUUCAAUUUGCCACAUGAUGACAUCAUCAAAUAUAAAUACUUCCUGGAACUUGGCCGUAUUGGCUCAAGCACCAAGCCAUGCCCUCAAUGCAAGCACUUUACAACCUUCAAGAAAAGAGGUCAUAUUCCGACCCCUACCAAAACGGAGAACAAGUACAAAAUCCAGUGCCCAACCUGCCAAUUUGUGUGGUGUUUUAAGUGCCAUUCCCCGUGGCACGAAGGUGUCAACUGCAAAGAGUUCAAAAAAGGAGACAAACUGCUACGUCACUGGGCCAGUGAAAUCGAACAUGGGCAAAGAAAUGCUCAAAAGUGUCCAAAGUGCAAGAUUCAUAUUCAGAGAACAGAAGGCUGUGACCAUAUGACUUGCUCACAAUGCAACACUAACUUCUGUUACCGCUGUGGGGAGAGAUAUCGCCAGCUUCGUUUCUUUGGAGAUCAUACAUCAAACCUCAGUAUAUUUGGAUGCAAAUACCGCUACCUCCCUGAAAAUCCACAUUUAAGGAGAUUAGUGAGAGGCUCUGUCUGUGGUAAGUGGG